AUGGUAGAGAGCGUUCAAAAUAUUCCGGCAGGCGAGUUAGUGUCUGAUUACGAGGUGAUCCUGCCGUGGACCGUCAUCGAUACCUGCUGCACCCUCAAGCCACACGGAUCUUCCUGUUUCGUGUCCGUCAACAAGCAGACCAACACCAGCAAUCAGUUGUUCGUUUCCAAACUCGAAGAUAAUUCCAUCAAAAUUAGGAUCAGCGUGAUAAAUUUGAGUGAAGAAUCCAGCACUGCUACUGAUUCAAAAUCUAGCAAUGAUAAAGAUGGAGAAGAAGCAUUGGAUAAAAAGGUGGAAUUAGCUGAAACAGUCGUUGGUGAUGACGACGACAAAGAUGUGAAAGAAAGCAAAGAGGGGCUUGCAUCCGAAUCCCAGAAUGAUGUCAUUUCAGGAGAGCAAGACCAGUCGAUGGAGGCAUGUUUCAAUGAGGGGUUAUCCACAGUUAUAAUUGUUAAAAAAGUAUCUCCAAAUAAAAGUCAGAUUUCUGAGGACGUUAGGCAAGCCAGCGAACAAUCUUACAAAGAGCAAGGUGUCAAUCAUAAUUCAACAAAACAUUCACCUGCUCAGAGGUUCAAAGAGAUGGAAAACCACGAUGAUGAUGAAAACUAUUCUCAAUCAAACGACAAAAAAAAAGUCAGAAAAUCAUUUCUUAAUAAUGAUACCAACAAGAGCUGCAAUACAAAAAGUGACAAUAAAGAUUCAGUGACAUGUGAAUUGUGCUUCCAGUCAUAUGAAUCGUAUGCCCACCUCAUAAGGCAUGUCAGAAAGCAACAUAGAGAUUGCACAUUUGUAAGGAACUACCUGGAAGAGAUCACCCCUUUGCUGGUCACUCCAUGUCCAGUCUGCAAGAAACAGUUUACAGCGAAAUCGAGUCUCGAUGCACAUAUCAAGGUCAGUCAUGGCGGUCAGUUUGCCAGCGUGCCCAAAUUACCUCUGCCCUCCAUGUUAACUUCCUUAUCACCAGCAAGUAACAGAGAUCAUCAGAGGUUGACAUAUGCAGGUAGGAAGAAUGUGAAGAAAGUUAAGAAUGGUAGCAGUAGCAGUAAUAACAACAGCAUCUUGGAUAAGAAUCCUUCUUACUCUAGCUAUCCAGGCAGCAGCAACAGAUCAUCAUUGUACUCGGCAGAAGAUAGUGAUGACAGCGAAGAUGAAUCAAGUGACGAUGAUGGAAAAGAUAAAUCGAAAGUAAAAUGUGAUGUGUGUCAUGAGUCAUUUGACUCGAGGCAGCAGGCGAUCAAACAUCAGGAUCAGGUGCACCGACCCCAGCCCAACAAACUGUCAAAGGAUAACUCGGGAGCCCAGAGAAGUAAAGAGGAGUUAUUCAACUGCCACUACUGCAGUAAGAAGUUCAGAAGUAAAGAACUCGUUCUCAAGCACUGCCUAUCCACUCAUUUCAGAUCUCUAGAAAAUUCUGUCAAGAAAAAAAAUUCAAAAUUGAAUGAUGAAGAUAAUGAUGAGCAUAGUGAUGAUGACAAUAGCGAAGAAGAUGAUGAUGAUGAUAACGAAGAUGAUGAUGAAACAUUCGGCGUUAAAAGUAAAAAGGCUAAAAGGCAGCAGAGAGUUAGGAGAAAAUCUGAUAGGGCCAACUCGAAAGCAAACAAAUCCAACAAUUCUCUGGCCGACAUGAACAACUCGAGCACAUCCCUGAAUAACUCAAGCAACACUAAUUCGUCCCCAACGGGUGGGGGAGGGUUCGCCUGUGACAUGUGUGGCGUCGAAUUCAAUAGGAUGACACUGCUAGUUACGCACGCGAGGUACUGCAGGCAGAAGAUUCCACAGAUUAAAACUUAUGCCAAGCGCUGAACUAUCGAUAGUUUUGUUUGUUUUUAUUCGUUAACUGGUUGGUUAAACAAUUAUUGAUUGAUUGAUUGGUGUUUUGACUGAUUGCUUGGUCGAUUGAUUGGUUGGUCGAUUGACUAACUGGCCUAUUAGUGUAGUGUCAAAACAUUUAAUCUCAUCAUAAUGAUAGAUUGAGACCAUAUCAGAUUUUAAAAACUCAUGAAAGUACAUAUGAAUAUGCGUGUAUGUAAAUAUAAAAUAUAUAUAUAUAUAUAUACGUGUGUGUUUGUGCGUGUGUGUGUGUUUGUUCCCGUAUUCAAUUUUAUGAAAUUUGACUAAAUAUGACAGAAACUAGACUUGAAAUGUACGCACUGUACAUUCGAUAUUUGUGUAAACAUUUAGACACACACACACAAACUCACACACAUACAUAUAUCCUUCUUUGUUAGAGUCAUUUAACAUUUAUAUAUAUAUACAAAUACAUAUUUUAAUUUCAUACAAAUACAUAAACAUAUAUAUUUCGUAUGCAUGUAUCUAUAAAAAUUCAACUGUUUGUGUGAGAUUUUUAUGAUAAUUUUCUAUGUAUAUAUAAAAUGUAUGUAUUUGUUGGUUUGUGUGUGUGUGUUUGUGUGUGUUUUUGAUUAAUAAAAUGUGUUGAAUUGUUUCUUUUAUUUAACUUUUUAAUUGUGUUUAUGAUUUCGUUUGCGAAUUAUAUUAUUCUAAUUUUCAUUGUUGUUGCUAGUAACGUUGUUAGUUUCUUAUUGAAAUAAUAAUACCAUGUAAACGAAUGAUGCGUGUGUUUGUGUGUAUGUGUGUUUGUUUGUGUGUGUGCGUGUAUGUGUGUAUAUAUUUUUAUUUGUGAAAAUUUGAAUUUUUUCUGGAAAAAAAAGAGUCAAAACGUU
Messenger RNA from Helobdella robusta, 2681 nucleotides. RefSeq lists its product as hypothetical. Gene Ontology annotation, biological process: regulation of DNA-templated transcription. The record is from RefSeq and is a predicted model, not a curated record. The coding region runs from base 1 to 1803 and encodes 600 amino acids. The transcript is spliced from 2 exons. Gene Ontology annotation, molecular function: RNA polymerase II cis-regulatory region sequence-specific DNA binding; DNA-binding transcription factor activity, RNA polymerase II-specific. Lineage: Eukaryota; Metazoa; Annelida; Clitellata; Rhynchobdellida; Glossiphoniidae.